UUCAGGACACACUGGAUGUGUUUAAAGAAAAGUUGGCAUGCAAUCGAAUCCAGCAGCUCAGCACCAGGUACAGAGCGGGGCCCGAUCGGUGCAAGAGAGCCUCACUUCUGACUCGUUCAGAUGUGACCAACAUCCUUCUCUUGGGGCAAGCAUAAUGAGGGAAAUGCCUUGUUUCUGCCUGAUUCUGUCUUUCUUGUGGGAACAGAUGGUAAAGGCUUAUAAAUAUAUGAGUGGUAUUUUCUUGGUGACUCAUCCAUCAACCCAGCGAAGCUCAGAUUGUUCCGGGCAGCCGACCAAGAUGGACGUAAGUUUACUUGAAGAACAGUACGGCUGCCUCACACAGAAGCAAAAGCUGCAGACCCACAUUAUUGUGUUUAAAACAGGUGAGCGUCAGGCGGUUCCUGGGGAAUCUAUGGUCAGCACCGUUAUAAUAAACAAAAAGAUGAAGAAAGCUAAAGCAUUUAAAGAACACAUUCCCAUCAGGGAAGUCAGCCUUGGCUUGCCCUGUAACGGCAAUGUACAAGAGAGUUCACCGUGGCGUAUCCAUCUGGGGAUCCAUCGUCUUGUACAAGAAGAGCACCCCAAAUCUCCUUACGAGGCUAUCCAAAAUAAGAAUGAACAGCUCAAUGCUAACGGUGAAACACCGUCGCAGGAGAAAAAUGCAAUCUCAAGUGAAGAAUUAUUAACAGGUACUGAACACUCCGUUGAGUCACUCGAUGAACAGGGGAAUUCAAGCCCUGCGGAAAAGACAGAGAGUUCCAUUUGGGCCAGCUGCACAGAUCGACCUUUGAAGCCAAUAACUUCGCCAGUGUGGACACGCUCAGAAAUCUCAGCCUGCAAACUGGCCCCAGCAGCAUCUAGUAAGCUACCCUACUACCCUUUCCCCCAGAAAAAAACACCCAGGAUUUCUGAAGCUGCAAGAAGACUUGGAUUAUAUGUUUCACAGUGAGAACAUUUGAAAAAAAAGGAAGGGGGAGCUAAGAGUCAGUUCACAGUCUAGGGUUGCUGACUGGGGAGAUUUGAAGGUGGGGUUAUGGGAGAGGAGAGAGACCUCAGCAAAGAGUAUACCAUAGAGUUGACCUCCAGAGCAGCCAUUUUCUCCAGGGGAACUGAUCUCUGUGGUCUGGAGAUCAGUUGUAAUCCAGGCCCCUCCUGGAGGUGUAACGAGCUUUUGCCUGUGUCUGAAACUAAGCUUCUGCUUAACCAAAAGAAAGAUGUAUCUUUCUCUUGGAAAGCUUUUAGCAAUUCGUUCUCAGACCUGUUAAACAGCUACGUUCUUUGAACAACCUGUUUAUCAGUACAUUUAUUUAUAUAUAGGGUUCAAUAUUGCUUUGCAACUCCUUAUCAAACACACAGACACCUGUUUAGAGUUUAUUUCACUUUAUUGAAAAUACACCCUGGUUUUUUAAUGAAGCAAGUAAUUAAAAUAAAAAUGGUUAUUAAUAUAAAUCCUAUAAAACAGAACACAGACAGGCGAUAAGAAAUAAGUUUGCUAACAUUUCCUAAUAAAUACCAAGUUUAACAUAAUCAAAGUUUCUAUGUAAUGCAUAGGUAAAGAUAAAUUCUCACCUAAAUUCUCUUAAGAGAUUUCUUCCAUUGGAGCUUUGACAUUCUAUCUGAAUUUGCAUUUUUAUAAGUUAUCAUAUCUAAGUCAAAUAUCUAAGAGCUUUUCACGUGAUAGCACAAACAAACAUUAAGUGGUCUGAUGCUUCAUUGAAUAUUCAUAGUUUCUAUUGUACAACCUUCCAAUUAGUAAAAAAUGACGUUAAACUUGCAAAACAAAACUAUAAAUCUCUGAAAAAUGUCAGAAAAAGUUAAGUUGAGAGAUCACUAUUGGUUGAAUCUCUGACAGAGGCACAUUAAUCUUGAUAGAGUCCACUAUUUUAAUUAACUGUCAAAAGAUUAAAGCAUACCUGUUAGAAUUACCUAACACACAGAAAAAAACACACAGACGGUUCAUGAAAAGUUUGAAAGUUCAUUUAGAAUACAAGUACAUGGCCUAGUAUUGCUCAGUAUUGAUUAUUGUCAUGUGCUUUUAUCUAUAUUUAUCUAUAUCUAUCGAGCGGGUUGGGACCGGCAUAUCUUCGGGACCGCCUCUCCCUGUACGUUCCCCGGAGAUCGCUUCGAUCAGGGAAUAAAUAUUUACUUGUGGUCCCCGGCCCUAAGGAAGCCCGCCUUGCUUCAACCAGGGCCAGGGCCUUUUCAGUCCUGGCCCCAGCCUGGUGGAACGCUCUGUCAAUGGAAACCCGGGCCCAGCGGGACAUAUUAUCGUUCUGCCGGGCCUGUAAGAUAGAGCUGUUCCGCCAGGCAUUCGGUGAUUGAAGUGGGCGGUGCCAUGUCGGCCUCCCACCUUUGGGGUGGUGGAGGGUUCUCCCCACCACUGCACUUUGUUAAUUUGUUUUAUUAUUUGUAUAUUGAUUUUAGUUCUUGUUUUUAUCGAUUUUAACUGUUCACCGCCCAGAGCCCCUGGGGAUGGGUGGUAUAUAAAUUGAAAAAAUAAAUAAAUAAAAAUAAAUACUGGUGCAACUGAGGUUGUCAACUCUAGUUCACAAAGGCAGAUUCCACCACCACUACCACCCCAUGUGCACAACGGAUGUUCCUGCUAUGUCUCUGGCUGUAGGGAAACAACAGAACUUUUGCAACCACUAAAUUAGUAUACAUCCCAACAUUUUUGCAAAUGGGUAUGUGUGACCAAUGACUGCAGCUCUUUUUCUGUAUUUAGGAGAGAAAGGGCUUUCACUCAUCCAGCUUGAAAAAGAAAGAAAGAAAGCACGCACAAUAAGGUGGGCCGUGCCUGCACUCCUUGGCUUGGUCCCUGUUGUCCCAAAGGACUGAGGGUGGGGGAGAGAUUUGGAUUCCCUCAAGAAAAUUUUCCUUGUUAGAAAGCAGCCUGUGGAAUUCUGCGCUAUGGCCUGUGUUGCUUGUUAGAAUGAACUUGUCCUGAAGUAGUGGAAACUAAUUGUGUGAACUAGCUCUAAUGAUUUGCCAAACACUUUGUCGAGGAGUAAUUGAGUAAAAUCUGUUUGGACUAUUCAGCAUCCAUAUUAAAACAAAUACAGUUUGUAAUUUCAUUGCACACAAGUUUUAACUAUACAAGAGUUUAUAAUUUCAUAUGACUAUCAAUAUCAUGGAUUGUUUUUGCUAUCUGCUGUUGAAAACAAUAUUUGUCUAGCUGUGCCUGGUCGAACGAAAGCAGGCAGUUACUGCAUUCCUAGACUCAUAUAAGCAAACUCCAAAUAAUCCUUUGAAAAAUUGCUUUUCUGUCCUUUCCAGACAUAUGUAAUUAUUAAAAUGUAAUAUUUUUCAAUUGUAUUUUUCUACAAACUACUGAUUUUUAGGAACGCAAAUUCUGUUCCAUCGUCUUAUGCUUCAAAGCAAUGAGAACAGCAUUUCCAAAAGCUGUUGAUGACUGAACUGGACUAAAUUUUGGGUUACACCAUUUAAUUAACUGUCUGAAUUGGCAAUAUGUGGUACCAGUUUUAGAACACUAUUAACAAAGAUGAUUAGCUCAUACAAAUUAUUUAUGACUUUCCCCGCCUAUGUGCUUUGUAAAAAAUUACAUUCAAUGACACUUGGUUUAUUGUAGUUUCCAAGAAUGAAUGUAGCACUUAUUUAAAUAUAUUCCUCCUAUGGUUUUCCACAUUAUUUUCUCAGAAGCAAGUCAAAAGGUACAUUUGAGGUUUUUGCGUGUGUAUGUUAAUAAA
Eublepharis macularius is the source of this 3704-nucleotide messenger RNA. It is a transcript of the gene C11H9orf152, whose product is annotated as chromosome 11 C9orf152 homolog. The transcript is spliced from 2 exons. Bases 38 to 949 code for a protein of 303 amino acids. Lineage: Eukaryota; Metazoa; Chordata; Lepidosauria; Squamata; Eublepharidae. The record is from RefSeq and is a predicted model, not a curated record.